Molecule: messenger RNA, 740 nt
Organism: Corticium candelabrum
Lineage: Eukaryota; Metazoa; Porifera; Homoscleromorpha; Homosclerophorida; Plakinidae
Product: PIN2/TERF1-interacting telomerase inhibitor 1-like
Exons: 6
Coding region: 27-608 (193 amino acids)
Cellular component (GO): nucleolus
Molecular function (GO): nucleic acid binding; telomerase inhibitor activity
Source: RefSeq, a predicted model, not a curated record
UAAGAUUGAGUAACACGUGCCACGUGAUGCUUGCAGAGCGCAAACGAAAAGAGAAAUGGAGCCACGAUCCCAGGAAUACACAGUGGACGCGUGACAAGUCAAAGUUUGGGUACCGCAUGCUUGAGAAAAUGGGAUGGAAAGAAGGGAAGGGUCUAGGACUACAAGAAGAUGGAUCUGUUGCUGUAGUAACGGUGAAGAAGAAAACAACUAAUCUUGGAGUUGGCGCAAAGCAUAAACAUGAAGACAAUUGGUUGGAAAAUCAAGCUGCCUUUGAUGACCUGCUGGCUACGCUGAACACUUCAUCAACCACAGGUGUAAACAAUAGAUAUUCUGUGCAUCGACAUAGGAGUUUCAAGCAUUCGACGACUUCAAUGUACCGAAAUUUGAUCACUACCGAAAUGGAAUAUUCAGGAGAAGAAAGGACCGCAAGCAAAGUGUCAUUACAGCAGUUGUCAUCAUCUAGCAGGAAACGGAUUCAUUAUAAGAGAUUUACACAGGGCAAAGACUUGUCGCUUGCAUCUUCACAUGAUGUGGAUAGCAUACUGGGGAGAAGAAGAGUCAAGGAGAUGUCAUGUGAAUCGGUAAAGGAUAUUUUUUGUUGUUGUUGAAAUGACAGGUAGGAAUUCAGACGAGUAAAGAGGCAGUUAGUCAGACAGACAGACAGACAGACAGAUAUAUAGAUAAAUAGAUAAAAAAGAUAUAUAUUAAUUUUUUUAUAGUUUACCCACUAACAGUGAGCA